CUCAUAGAUUCGCUCUACAUAAUCCUGAUUUAUGUCACUCCAUGAUGAAACUGCACUGUGAGAACACACCAUGAAGACAGAAGGGAUUAUCUGUUUGACACAGAGUUACAGUAGACAGGAGAUUUCCACCUCCUGAAUUUCUGUAACGACUGGUGCCUAUUUGGAUUAAGUUGGUAAACCAUUCCUCACAUUCUCAAGAUGCCUUCACUCUCACCCUCUGUCGACGAACGGUUGAAAAUCAUAAAUCCAGGUCUAUUGAGAUGUUGGUUAGAUAAAUCACACAGAAAGAAACGACAAAACAAUUCUCUUCUUACACUAAAUAUCAUUUGGCCAAUUUUCUGAAACAGAAUGAUAAACAAAAUCAUCUUGACCGCAUAUUUUCACAUCACUUCAACUCAUCUCACAUUCCAUUGAAAUGUAUUUUCCAUAUGCCAAAUUAAUUUGUAAAACACCAAUUGUAUUUGAGAGACUUCAGAUGAAUCAGGUAUAAAUAGACUGGCUAUUCACAAAGACAAUUCAUCGUUUUAAGCAGACGGGUAGACCACAUCUGAGAACAGAUUUGAACGUCUACAUCAUGCAACUCGUCAUUCUCAGUCUUCUCGUGUGUAUCCACACAUUACUCGCUGAAUCCAAUGCCAACAAGACAUACAUGCUUCAUUUACGUUGGCUUCCAACACACUGUCUCUACAGAUAUUGUACUGUCCCGAAGAAAACAACUAUGGACAUUUCGAGAUUGAGAGCAUCACCUCACUUCGACUGGAAGGAAUCCGUAUGUCCACGGCGUUUUAACAUCUCCGAGCAGGAUUUUAAGAAAAUACCUGAUCUGAAUACUUAUUGGUCUAAUCCAACACUUGAACCUAUUGCACACUUCUGGGUGUACUACAAUUAUGGAGCUUGUACAGUUGUGGAUGAAUCUGGAUCCAAUUUUAUUCUCUACCUCAAUCACAGCAUUAAUCUCUACAAAAAGCUCAUGACACCAAAAAACGUGAAGAAACUCCAUAGCAUAUUAGAGAAGAAGGUCCACUCGACUGCAAAAAUGGAAAAAAACCUGUUGAAAAAAUUUGGUGUACAACCUAAGUUGAUCUGUGCACGGAGUAAGGUUGGGAGUGUUUAUUUACACGAAUUGGUAUUCUGUUUCAAUGAAGCGUCAUCACUCGUCAACUGUCCACCAGAAUACGCUAGCCAUCUAGAGAAAUUUAAACCUGAUGACUAUGUGGAAAACAAGAAAAUACUAAGUCUGGAAAUUGAGUCUCAAAUCUUGUGUCCAGCCAAGUUCAUCAUUCCUGACUACAAAAUACUUGGAGAUGCCAAAGAUGACACACAUUCCAACCACUUCGAUCGUGAUGGGAAACAUCAUGGUGGCGAUUAUUAUGAUGAAGAUGAUGAGGAUGAAUUUGAUGAAGAUUAUCAACAUUUUGAGUAGUAUUGAACUUUUGUUACUCUAUCAAUAUGGGAAUCAUAAUAAGGAUGAUAAUGUCCCACUUUCUUUUCAUUUGAUGUACUCACUUCUUGCAAUGUAGUUUCCAGCGAAUAAAAUAUAUCUUACUUUUC
Messenger RNA from Trichobilharzia szidati, 1551 nucleotides. The record is from the annotation of a GenBank genome assembly. NCBI's taxonomy places the organism in Eukaryota, Metazoa, Platyhelminthes, Trematoda, Strigeidida, Schistosomatidae.